Rodentolepis nana is the source of this 573-nucleotide messenger RNA. NCBI's taxonomy places the organism in Eukaryota, Metazoa, Platyhelminthes, Cestoda, Cyclophyllidea, Hymenolepididae. The record is from the annotation of a GenBank genome assembly.
AUGGAGAAGACCCACCUGAUUCGGUGUCUAGCGAUCAACCCACAUGCCCUCUAUGUAACCUACAGGAGGAAAUCUGGCGAAGCACCUUCACAGAUUAGGAGAGAAAAUGGAGAAGACCCACCUGAUUCGGUGUUCAAAGGAGGAAAUGGAGAAGACCCACCUGAUUCGGUGUCUAGCGGAGGAAAUGGUGAUGACCCACCUGAUUCGGUGUCCAGCUCUAAAGACAACGCAGACCCACCUGAUUCGGUGUCCAGCUCUAAAGACAAGGACAUGGAGUCUGAUUGAGGAAAUGGAGAAGUCCCACCUGUCUAUGUGACCUACAGGAGGAAACGGAGAAGACCCACCAUAUGUAACCUACAUGAGGAAAUGGAGAAGACCCAUCUGAUUGUGAAACCUACAGGAGGAAAUGGAGAAGACCCAUCUGAUUCUCUACAGGAGAAAAUGGAGAAGACCCACCUGAUUCGGUGUUCAAAGGAGGAAAUGGAGAAGACCCACCUGAUUCGGUGUCUAGCCGGAGAAGACCCACCUGAUUCGGUGUCCAGCCCUAGAGACAAGAAACCCACAUGCCCUCUA